This is a messenger RNA of Sclerotinia sclerotiorum 1980 UF-70, 1743 nucleotides long. RefSeq lists its product as hypothetical. Gene Ontology annotation, biological process: ubiquitin-dependent protein catabolic process; regulation of protein catabolic process. The record is from RefSeq and is a predicted model, not a curated record. Gene Ontology annotation, molecular function: enzyme regulator activity. The coding region runs from base 1 to 1743 and encodes 580 amino acids. The transcript has 3 exons. Gene Ontology annotation, cellular component: proteasome complex; proteasome regulatory particle, lid subcomplex. Lineage: Eukaryota; Fungi; Ascomycota; Leotiomycetes; Helotiales; Sclerotiniaceae.
AUGCCAGGAAAAACACCACUUAAAGACGGCGCAGAUCCGGUCGAAAAUGGAAUCAACGGUGCAAAGAAGGAUGAUGCGAAGAGCUCUUUGAAAGGUGGAAAAGGAAAAAAGACCAAGGAAGGCAUUGAAGAGGAGAUGACAGUCGUCGUACCACCUUCAAAGAGUUCAAAGUUAUCAGCUCCUCCCCAGAAAGAUGUGGAUGGAGAUGUAGCUAUGGAUGGCUCCGCGGAGGGGGAAGAGAAUGCCGGUGCUGUUAAUGUUGAUCCGGUGGCCAAGGCUGUUGCAGAUAUCAAGAGCAAUUUCCCGUUAUUAGAGAAAGCUGUUGCGUUGUUCGAUGCUAGAUACACACUCCGAGCACUGAGGUCCAUUUCUUCAAUUCGAAAACAUCUUACAGCUGAUAUUUUGGCGCAAGUUGUUACGGAGACUUACCCAACGACUACUCAACAAGCUAAAGCUCUACUCAUCUCUAUUGACAGAGAGAAUGCUACAUUUAAUAAGGCCUCAUCAAGUGAGAUGGAAAUCGACUCUGAUCCAAAAUCCACCAAAAACGGGAAGAAGGAACCAAAAGAAAUCAUUCCAGAGAUCGACAUCUUUUUAGGCAUUCUCGUACAAAUCUUCUUCUUUGAUAAUAAGUUGAACGAGAAGGGAUUUACACUUUCCAAACAUCUCACAACUGUCAUUCAUGGGCUCAAUCGCAGAACUCUGGAUUCUCUCUCUGCUCGCGUGUACUUUUACUGGUCGUUGUUUGCUGAGCAACUAGCACCACUUCCGCCUUCUCCAGCUUCUCCCGUUGUUACCCUUCGACCGGCACUUCUUUCUGGUUUACGGACUGCUGUUUUGCGCAAAGACAUCGAUACUCAAUCAACUGUUAUCGUACUUCUUCUGCGGAAUUACCUCUCUACCUCCCACAUAACCCAAGCUGAUCUCCUCAUUUCGCAUACUAAAUUCCCCGAAAGUGCUUCAAAUAACCAAGUUGCAAGAUAUUUGUAUUACUUGGGACGUAUCAGAGCUAUUCAGUUGAGAUAUACUGAGGCUCACGAUCAUUUGACAGCUGCUACUCGUAAAGCUCCUUCGAGUCCAAGUGCUGCAGGAUUCUCACAAACUGCGACAAAGCUUCUUCUUGUGGUUGAGCUGUUGAUGGGAGAUAUUCCUGACCGUGCAACAUUCCGAAUUGCUAGUCUUGAACGCGCUUUACAACCUUACCUUAACCUCGUACAAGCAGUCCGAGUAGGAUUAAUCGCAGAGUUCGAGGCUGUAAUCACUCAACAUGCGGACACUUUCAGACGUGAUGGUACAUAUACUUUAAUUCUUCGUUUACGACAAAACGUCAUCAAGACCGGUAUUCGAAUGAUGUCCUUGUCUUACUCAAGAAUUUCCCUUCGAGAUAUCUGCAUACGCCUAAAGCUUAACAGUGAGGAAUCUGCAGAAUAUAUUGUUGCAAAGGCAAUUCGUGAUGGUGUCAUUGAGGCAACUUUGGAUCGUGAGAAGGGUUUCAUGAAGAGUAAGGAGGUUGGAGAUGUUUAUGCUACCAGAGAGCCCGGUGAAGCUUUCCAUGAUCGAAUUCGUGCUUGUCUCGCUCUUCAUGAUGAGAGUGUUAAGGCUAUGAGAUUCCCAAUGAAUCAACAUCGAUUGGAACUCAAGAAUGCUCAAGAAGCAAGAGAACGCGAACGCGAAAUGGCCAAGGAAAUUCAAGAUGGUGACUUGGAUGAAGAUGAUCUUGGGGGAGACUUCGAAGGAAUGUAA